AUCGAUUAUAUGCCUCUCCAUUCAUCGGUGCGAAGGCAUACUGAUAUGAGGGCUUUACACGGUGAAAAGGCGCUAGCUGGGGGCGUACUGGCCCACUUGGUGCGGAACCUCAGCUACAGUAGUUUCCUAGGCGGCUACCGCCAGGUGACAGGGGGUACCCCAGAGUAUGCAUAUGCACCGGCGGUCUCAAGGUGCCUGAUGAAUGUGUGCCAUGUAGUGGAUACACCAGAAAAUCCCUAGGUCUACGCUGCCUGUAAUCUCCCACAAUAUAGGAGUUGUCCUCUAGAACAUGCUUGCGUCAGUGACGAGGCGGCACGCAUGAGUAGAUUGCUAGCGAGAAGCAUGCUGCAGGCGGACGCCUCCCUCAUUAAGAGGGAUAGGCCCUGGAUCAAAUUGAAGAUUAUUUCCCGAUGUAGAAUAUAUUCGUGCGUUGCAAACAUCAUCUGUACUAUCACUGACCAUGGGGGUAGAAGAACGUUGCCAGAGUGCUCUGAGCUGGUUCUUUUACAACGGAGGAUAAACGGGGAGUCAGCUACGAUGGGGGGGAUUGAAAUGGUAAUUUUCCGAUUGAUCGACAACGCAGCUAGGUUCUAUUGAUGUAAUUGUUUAGGCACAAGGCAAAUCGAUGACAUUGCCUUUAGGUCUGACCCAAGUAUCCUGGACUAA
This is a messenger RNA of Babjeviella inositovora NRRL Y-12698, 666 nucleotides long. RefSeq lists its product as uncharacterized. The record is from RefSeq and is a predicted model, not a curated record. Lineage: Eukaryota; Fungi; Ascomycota; Pichiomycetes; Serinales. Bases 10 to 240 code for a protein of 76 amino acids. The transcript has a single exon.